Poecilia latipinna (sailfin molly) is the source of this 3510-nucleotide messenger RNA. It is a transcript of the gene clstn3, whose product is annotated as calsyntenin 3. Gene Ontology annotation, molecular function: calcium ion binding. Gene Ontology annotation, cellular component: cell surface; postsynaptic membrane. Lineage: Eukaryota; Metazoa; Chordata; Actinopteri; Cyprinodontiformes; Poeciliidae. The transcript has 19 exons. The record is from RefSeq and is a predicted model, not a curated record. Gene Ontology annotation, biological process: positive regulation of synaptic transmission; positive regulation of synapse assembly; homophilic cell-cell adhesion. Bases 548 to 3421 code for a protein of 957 amino acids.
ACCGACUGAGUGAGCAGCGUGAAACGCGUGGAAACGGAUGAAAACACGCACAAACAAACGAAGGGGGGAAAAAAAAACGAGGAGGCGGACGAGUCAAUCUGCGCGGCUUGAGCUGACAGCUGUGAGGUGACGGCGGGACUGAGUCUCUGCUGCGUUUGGAGCCUGAGUCAGAGUGGAGGAGAAAAGAGCCAGGGAAGAAGGACGCAGUGUGGGCGGGUUAAGAAACGCCGAGAGGGAGGGCACGUCAGCGUAACAUUCCCACCGCUUUUCUUCUUCCUGCCGAGUGGGAAAAAACAAGGACGUCCGCCGCUUUCCUCUUCCUCCCCACAUUUCAUCCCUGAUAACCCCACCUGAGCGUCCUUUCUCGAACAGCUUCCGGCCGCUUCCGUCUCCAUCCACCCGCACCUCGGAGGCUGAGCUCUGGGUUUGUUGUCAGCCUCCGGGAGACGAGCUGAUCUGAACCGAACCGAGCGUUAGGGGCGUGAGAGGCGGAUGCUGCGAGCGUAGAGGCAGGGUACCAACCAGGAGCAUCACCGCACUCUGAACGAUGGACAGAAUGAAUUUUCUCUCCUUCCUCCUCCUUUGCUUGACUUCGGUUGCCAAUUGCAACAAAGCCAAUAAGCACAAGCCAUGGAUCGAGACAGAGUACCAGGGGAUUGUGAUGGAGAACGACAACACCGUGCUGCUCAAUCCCCCUCUCUUCGCCUUGGACAAAGACGCUCCGCUUCACUACGCUGGUGAAAUCUGUGGCUUCCGGGUUCACAAUGGCCCCUCGGGAUCCGGUUCCGUCCAGUUUGAAGCUGUGGUUCUGGACCGCUCCACCGGCGAGGGUCUGGUCCGGUCCAAAGAGCCGCUGGACUGUGAGAGCCAGCGGGAGCACAGUUUCACCAUCCAGGCCUAUGACUGCGGAGAGGGACCCGACGGCGUCAACAGCAAGAAAUCCCACAAGGCCACGGUUCAUGUUCGUGUGAACGACGUCAACGAGUUCUCCCCGGUGUUUGUGGAGCGUCGCUACGAGGCUUCGGUCCCCGAGGGCCGUCUGUUUGACAGGAUCGUGCGGGUCGAGGCUCUGGAUGCCGACUGCUCCCCGCAGUACAGCCAGAUCUGCUUCUAUGACAUCAUCACUCCCAACGUGCCCUUCGCUAUCGACAACGACGGUAACAUUAAGAACACGGAGCCGUUGGAUUCGAAGCGGCAGCGUGUUCACACCUUCUGGGUGACCGCUUUCGACUGUGGGAAGAAUCGCGCUCAGGCUGAUGCCCAGGUUGUCGUCACGGUCAAGCCGUCCUGCAAACCCGGUUGGAUCGGAUGGACGAAACGUGUGGAGUACACACCCGGGUCAGGCAGCAUCCCCUUGUUCCCCAGCCUGCAUCUGGAGACCUGUGAGGAAACGGUGUGGAACAUCCAGGCCACCGUAGAGCUCCAGACCGGCCAUAUUGGGAAGGGCUGUGACAGAGACAGCUACUCUGACCGUUCUGUUCGCCGACUGUGUGGUGCCGUCAGGGGCGAAGUCGAUCUUCUCCCACCUCCAUCUCCAGCAGCCAACUGGACCUCGGCUCUGCCCACUCUCCCUUCUUCCGAUUCUUCUCUGGUCUUCUCCUUCAACGGGUCGAAUCACGUGGCGGUGGUUCCCAACUCGGUUGUGUCCGCUCUGUCGGGCGACCACUUCACCCUGCAGCUGUGGAUGCGUCGGGGCGGCGCCAACAUCCAGCCUUCAGCCACUCAGUCCAGAGGAAAUCGCAAAGAGGAGGAGACUAUUGUGUGCAGCACCGUAAAGAACGAUGACUCCUACUCCCAUUAUUCGCUCUCCGUCCACGGCUGCCGCCUCUCCCUCUUCUACUGGCCCGAUGUCUCGGCCGCACGGCCCGUCAAGUUCCUCUGGAAGCUGGAGCAGGUGUGUGACAGCGAAUGGCAUCAUCUGUCCCUCAGUGUCCAGUUCCCAUCAGUGACGCUGUAUGUGGACGGCGUCACCUUUGACCCUGCCCUCAUCCAUGACAACGGCGCCAUCCCGAACCCCGCGCCCCGUCAGAGGAUGCUCAUCGGCGCCUGCUGGGAACCCGAAGAGAAGCAGAAGGAGAUACUAAACAACACAAUCCCAGAGGGAAAAGACUCAGUGAAGUUCGUGGGUGGUUACCACGGCCUGCUGUCAGGGGUGACUGUGCGUCCUGGCAGCGUGGAGCCGCACAGUGUGGUGGAGUGCUUGUACGCCUGCAGGGAGGGACUGGACUUCGGAGACCUGGAGACUCUGGGUUCUGGGAUGAAGGUCCAUGUGAACCCCAGUCAGUCGGUGCUGGUGCUGGAGGGAGACGACAUCGAGAGCUUCAACCGAGCCGUUCAGCAGGUCACCUACAGAAACUCGCUUCGCUUCGCCACCCCUGGAGUCCGACCUCUCAAGCUCACCACUUCCCUCAGGUGUUUCAAUGAGGAAAGCUGCCUGUCACUGAAACAGCUGGAGGGAUACCUGGUGGUUCUCCAGCCCGACGCCCCUCAGAUCUCUCUGUCUGGGGUCGGCCCACAUCUGGCCCGUCCGGCCCCUGAGUUUGAAGGACCCCGCGGCGUCCCCCUCUUCCCGGAGCUGCGGAUCGUCUGCUCACUGUCGCAUGCUGUCAACACGGCUGCACAGGGCAUGGAGGGCGGAGCUCUGAUGUCGGAUGCCGUGGCUCACACUUUGGACGGAUGUGAGGUGCAGCCGCUGGGGGAGGAGCUGAAUCCAGAGCGGGAGGAGCUUCUGGUAGACAUGGACGUUGUGCGAGAGCGAGGACUGGAUAUCAUCAAUACCACCGCUUACAUCGCAAUUACAGGUGCUGAAUCCAUCUCUGUGUACGAGGACGUCCUCCGCUCAGUCCGGUACCGCCUGGCCAGAGGCUCUGGACGCUUCGAGAGGCGGUUCCGCCUGUCGUGCUCCGAGAUGAAUGGCAGAUACACGAGCAAUGAGUUGACUCUGGAGGUGAACUUCCUCCACUCUUUGGAAAGCCUAUACCACCCUUCCCACCUGCUGGCCUCACAGCAGCAGUUCCUCCAUCCAUCUCAUCAUUCUGGAGAGCUGAGUGGACACACCUUGCCGAACCCACACCGCAACUCAGUGGUUCCAGGAGCAGCCACCGUCAUCAUUAUGGUCUGUGUGGGCUUCCUGGUUGUCAUGGUGAUCCUCGGUGUCUUCCGAAUUCGCUCGAUCCAUCGCCGAGGUGAAGGCUCCAGGGGCGGGGCUAAAGAGGGCAGCAACCAAUGGGACGACUCGGCGCUCACCAUCAUCGUCAACCCAAUGGAGUCCUACGAAUCCCGUAUGGGCAUUUCCGCCGACACGGAGGGCGAUGGAGAGGAGGAGGAAGAGGAGGCAGCGGAGUCACCUGACGACGCAAGCGACGACCAGCGUAUCAUCAUCAAGAAGGAGGGCAGAGACGGAAACGCCCGCCGCUACUGAGCCGCAUCUCUCCAUAAAUCAGCUCCCCAGUCACACACUCCGACACUUUUAAUAUCAAACUGACGCCACUAGUAUAAGGAAUGUAUGCU